AGAGCAAUUUUGAGGCUCCCCUGUGAUCACCAGACUGAUUAAAAAUGCUAAUCAGAAGCCUGUAUGAUUAGGAGAUUAGUACAGUCUGAACUUUGAUCUGCCUCAUUUGUGUACAGAGAGAGAAGACACACACACACACACACACUCUCUCUCUCUCUCUCUCUCUCGCUUUGAGAACUGCUUUCAUAGGUAGCAGGAUUCCCAAAAGUCUCUUCUCCAUCUCUCUCUCUCUGUUUCUUGCUUUCAGUUUCUCACAGGGACAGCCCCAGGGUUCCUGUAGUCACUAACUGUUACCUCCAAAACAGACAACUUUUUAACAGCCAGAAAAGAAAAAUCAACCUAUGUCCAAAAAGGCAAUAUUACACUUGCAUUCCUGUAACUGACCAUGUGCUUUGCUUUGAUCCAUGUGAUUUUCAUAGGACCUGACAGAAUUAAUGAAAAUCCCUCACAUGCGGAACUUAGGACCUCUAACAAUUCUUCAACUCCAUGCUCUUUGGGUAAACAACCUAUAGACAGAAAUAUGGAAUAUCUGGGAGUCACAGCCGCACCUCCAGACCCAAAUUUACCUCAGUUCCAGACAAACUUAUCAUUGCAUGUCUUAAUGCCAGUAGAUCAGGAAUGCUGUGGCUUUGAUAUGGACCAAAAGAAAAUGUUCUCAGUGUAAAGAAGAAGUAAGAGAAUAAGCUUGGUGAACAUAAAAAUCACAGGCAACCUCAGUCAGCUGUGGGGAGAGAUGCAACAACCAGGACAGCCUCUCCAAAGCCCAUGGCCCUGAUCUGCCUUAUCAGUGAAGCAGAUAAUGAGCUUGUGACAUGUGGAUACCGAAAAAACAACGAUCCUCAGCAAUUUCUUCCAGUGUCACCACCUUUAUAUUGCUAGAUAUAAUCCUUGUGCAGAAGACUACAUGCUUGUCAGCACCUCGACUCUUAACCACCAAGUAAGUGGAUGGCAGCCUGAUGUGCACAUUGCCAUUUCAGGUAGAAGGGGAGGCUUUAGUACUAAAAAGAGGUGAUAAAAAGCCACACAAAGAAUUACUUCUCAGGCAUUAUGGCAUGCAGUGGCAUCUAACCAUACAGUGGUAUCUCUACUGACAUGGCUAACCAAAAUCUUCAGUGGAGCCUAAAGGUUUUUGAUGAAAAAAGUCUAUUACAAAUAAUGGUCCUGCGCUAAAAUCUUCGGUUGCAGACAAGGUAACCUAAGUGAGAAUAGCCUAUUAAGUGUUAAAAGGGCCCUUAUUCAGAUCCCCAUGGCUCUGCUGCCUAAUUAGACUGUAGGUUCCUCUGGUCAGGGGUGGCUUUCAUCAUUCCGAGUUCAACUGUGAGAUUUCCUAUGUGGGCAUGGAGAGAAAUAACAGGACACAAGCUGACUUGUAAUCUUCUCUAUUACCUUCCUUGUAGCAGCGUGCUGUUACUUCUGCUCUCUCAGCAGCUGUAAAGGGAAUGAAAGACAAGGAGACCGCGGCAUGUCUUCGUGCCACUCUUCUAACAUGCACUUGUCUUCCUGCUUCAAGGUAAAUCACAAAGUCAAAGGCCCAUCAGAGCCUCGGUGCCCUUUCAGCCUGGACAGUUAAGGCUCCGAUUUCUGUAGCUGUGUGUACGCAGGCAAGCAAUGAGACUAAGACAACUGCUGCUCUUUGAUUGCCCAGCUUGAGCAAUUUCUUUGCAUUGAGACAACUGGGCAGCCUUCUGCAGGAGUCUGUAGCAACUUCACAUCAGGCCAAGAAUCAACUGUUGCAGACAGACGUGUAUUGUCAGAGACAUGGAGGAAUAGAAGAUUGAUGGCAUCACCUAAUGGGACACAUGAAGGAAAGAACUGUACAGAGCCAGCCAUUAAUGAAUUUCCUGAAGAUGUAUUUACAAAUAGAGAACGCCAGCAAGGAGGGGUUCUGCUUCACAUCAUUGCUGCUCUGUACAUGUUCUAUGCUUUGGCUAUAGUAUGUGAUGACUUCUUUGUUCCAUCCUUAGAGAAAAUUUGUGAGAAACUACAUUUGAGUGAAGAUGUUGCUGGGGCUACAUUCAUGGCUGCAGGGAGCUCCACACCAGAACUGUUUGCAUCUGUUAUAGGUGUAUUUAUCACUCAUGGAGAUGUAGGAGUAGGGACCAUUGUUGGUUCAGCAGUUUUCAACAUCCUCUGCAUUGUUGGUGUCUGUGGACUGUUUGCAGGACAGGUGGUUUGUCUCACCCAGUGGGCUGUGUUCCGGGACUCUGUGUACUACACGUUAUCUGUUAUCGUACUUAUUGUUUUCAUAUAUGAUGAGAAAAUAGAAUGGUGGGAAAGCCUUAUACUCAUCAUUAUGUAUUCAUUCUACAUACUUAUCAUGAAGUACAAUGUGAGGAUGCAAAAUUUCUUCACCCUCAAAAGCAAGAAUGUUGGAAAUGGUGACACGGUCAACAAUGAGCUGGAAGAUGGUAAUAAAUGUUAUGCCUCUAGUUGUGAUGACCCAUCCAUUCCAUUACUAUGCAAAGUGAAGGGGAUGCAGCAGUAUGGCAAAAACAGUGUUGUGAUGGUGGAUGAGAUCAUCUGCUCCAGUCCCCCCAAAUACCGGUUCCCUGAAGCUGGGUUACGGAUUAUGAUUACAAAUAAGUUUGGACCACGCACCAGAAUGCGGAUGGCAAGCCGACUCAUCAUUAAUGAGCGUCAGCGGUUAAUCCAAUCUGCUAAUGGCUCAGGCAAACCGCUUCAGAAUGGGAGACAUGAAAAUAUUGAAAAUGGGAACAUCCCUGUGGUGAACCAAGAGGAGGAAAGUGAACAGGACAAUUUAUCUCCAUUUUCAUUGCCAGAUGGAAAAAUGAACAAAGUUAAAUGGAUUUUGACGUGGCCAUUGAUAUUCUUGCUUUUUUGCACCAUUCCAAACUGCAGCAAACCACGCUGGGAGAGUUGGUUUAUGUUCACAUUUGUCUUAUCCACUCUCUGGAUUGCCUUGUUCUCCUACUUCAUGGUGUGGAUGGUGACGGUGAUCGGAUACACGCUUGGGAUACCAGAUGUGAUCAUGGGUAUUACUUUCCUAGCUGCAGGAACAAGCGUCCCAGACUGCAUGGCCAGCCUAAUAGUAGCAAGACAAGGCCUUGGUGACAUGGCAGUAUCCAACACAAUAGGAAGCAAUGUCUUUGACAUUCUGGUGGGCCUUGGUGUUCCAUGGGGUUUGCAGACCAUGGCGAUUGAUUGUGGAUCAACUGUUAAAAUAAACAGUAAAGGACUGGUCUAUUCAGUUGCACUUUUGCUAGGAUCAGUGGCACUGACUGUGUUUGGAAUCCAUGUAAAUAAGUGGAAACUUGACAGGAAAUUAGGCAUCUACGUGUUGUUUCUUUAUGCUGUUUUCCUGUGUUUCUCUAUAUUGAUAGAGUUUAAUGUCUUCACCUUUGUCAACCUCCCUAUGUGCCGAGAAGAACUUUAAACUACAAUAAGGAGAGAGACUGCAAUUAUUCUGAGUACAUGUGCUGUAAAUGACAGGAGACAUUUCGCAUUCCUACCUUCUUU
Messenger RNA from Cygnus olor (mute swan), 3477 nucleotides. It is a transcript of the gene SLC24A4, whose product is annotated as solute carrier family 24 member 4. Gene Ontology annotation, cellular component: membrane. Gene Ontology annotation, biological process: sensory perception of smell; intracellular calcium ion homeostasis; calcium ion transmembrane transport. Bases 1778 to 3394 code for a protein of 538 amino acids. The transcript is spliced from 17 exons. The record is from RefSeq and is a predicted model, not a curated record. NCBI's taxonomy places the organism in Eukaryota, Metazoa, Chordata, Aves, Anseriformes, Anatidae. Gene Ontology annotation, molecular function: calcium channel activity; calcium, potassium:sodium antiporter activity.